Messenger RNA from Hemiscyllium ocellatum (epaulette shark), 1860 nucleotides. RefSeq names its product membrane frizzled-related protein-like. The transcript has 12 exons. The record is from RefSeq and is a predicted model, not a curated record. The coding region runs from base 1 to 1860 and encodes 619 amino acids. NCBI's taxonomy places the organism in Eukaryota, Metazoa, Chordata, Chondrichthyes, Orectolobiformes, Hemiscylliidae. Gene Ontology annotation, molecular function: protein binding.
AUGACCACGAACAGCAAGGGCCCCAACACUGACCCCUGCAGAAUCCUGAUGGACAUGAGCUUCCAGUCGCAAAAACACCCCUCGAUCAUCACCCUCUGCUUCCCGCCACUCAGCCAAUUCUGGAUCCAACCAGCUAAACUUCCCACGGCUGUCACCUUCACCAUCAAUCACACGUGUGAUUCACCAACAGAAUAUAUUAUGCAGGAAUCAUCAGAGAAUCAGUCUGGGGAAAUGAUCACUCCCCAAAAUGAUAGUAACCAGCCCUUCAUCAGCCUUUUUACGGUCUCUUCCAUUGGUACUACCACCAGCUCCAAGAAUGUGAUCCUGGAACUUCCUGGUGUUUCAGCAGUUACUGCAGCAUCCCAGGUCUUUACACCAUCACCAUUGUGUGGUGAGAUUUUUCAAACUCCUGAGGGUUCAUUUUCCAGCCCCCGUUAUCCAGCACAAUAUCCGGCAAAUCUGGUCUGUGUCUGGUACAUUGUGGCGGAACCGGGCUACGUGAUCCGGUUUAAGAUCAACUCAAUGAAUAUAGAAGGAAAGACACCGUGUCAUUUUGACUGGCUUGAUCUCCAUGAGGAGACAGAGAAUGGACUUCACUCUCACCAGAUAGCAAGGUUAUGUGGAAAUGUUGUACCUCCCACUGUCAAUACCAACACUAGUCGGCUGAAAGUUUCUUUUGUGUCUGAUGCAAGUGUUGCUGGACAUGGUUUCACAGCACGAUACUGGAUAAUUGCAUCAAGUGACAAGAGCUGUGCCUGGGAUGAGUUUCUGUGCGAUGAUGGCCGCUGUCUUUUCACCAGCUUUAACUGCAACAACUUUUAUGAUUGUUUGGACAAGACUGAUGAGCUGAAUUGUGCUGAUCAACAACAUGAUUGUGGUGGGAUUCUGACUGCUCUGGAAGGAUCUCUGGCUACUCCGAAACACCCUGAGCUGUAUCCACACAAGCAAGUGUGUGUGUGGCACAUAUCAGUUCCUCAGGAUCAUGUCAUUCAGUUGCUAUUCCACAACUUCAGCCUGGAGCCUGCAGCUGACUGUCGCUAUGACUUUGUGGAGGUACAUGACCAGGUGAACAGCAGUCCCAGCCGUCUCAUGGGCAGAUACUGUGGGCAUUCACUCCCUCCAGUUCUGACAUCAGCCCGACACGAGAUGCUGGUUCUUUUUGUGGCUGAUGCGGAAGAAUCAGAGGCGGGAUUCUUUGCCACCUACCAAUCAAUAAACAGGAGUGAGGCAACAUGCAGCCCUCAUGAAUUCAGAUGUAUAGAUGGACAGUGUGAAGCAAUGCAGUGGGUGUGUGAUGGCUGGAAUGACUGCUCAGAUGGGAGCGAUGAGAUGAACUGCAGUGAUGUUACCCAUCUCCCUUAUGAAGCUAAUUGUGAGAAGAUUGAGGUGGAGAUGUGUCAAGGCCUCAGUUAUAAUGAGACUUCAUUCCCCAAUAUUUGGCUUGGAAUUGCAGAUCAGAGGAGUGCUAUUUCUGCCCUGAAGGACUACAAGCUUCUGACUGAGUUGGUUUGCUAUGAGACUCUACGCCUACUGACCUGCAGCAUCAUUGUGCCUAAAUGUACACAGGAUGGUGGAGUGAUGCCACCGUGCCAGUCCCUCUGCCAAUCUGCUGAGAAACAGUGUCAGCAUUCACUCGAGUCUCUGGGCAUAAUGUGGCCUUUCAACUGUAACAUUUUCCCAGUCUCUGAUGAUCCAAUUGAAUGCUGCUUCUUGUUAGUGAUUAAUUCAGUUGGUGGAAAACUCGGGACAGAAAUGACGGCCAUCUAUCCUCCUCCCAGCUGCUGUUCCCAAACUCUGACUGAGCAGAGUGAUCUCACACACCAGAGCCAAGGACUGUGGGACCCUCAGGUCCUUGUCUAA